Cannabis sativa is the source of this 1404-nucleotide messenger RNA. RefSeq names its product phenolic glucoside malonyltransferase 1. The record is from RefSeq and is a predicted model, not a curated record. NCBI's taxonomy places the organism in Eukaryota, Viridiplantae, Streptophyta, Magnoliopsida, Rosales, Cannabaceae. The coding region runs from base 1 to 1404 and encodes 467 amino acids. The transcript has a single exon.
AUGGCGUUACCAAGCUCGGCUAAAACACUAGAGGUUUCCCAUGUCGCACCUUUAAAGACCUCACCAGAAUCAAACGUCCACUUCACUCUCCCUUUAACCUUUUUCGAUAUAAUAUGGUUCAAAUUCGCUCCAGUCGAGCGCGUAUUUUUCUAUGCUCUUCCUGAAACUAAACACACUUUCUUCAACUCUGUUCUCCCAAAGCUCAAACACACCCUCUCUCUCACACUCCAAUAUUUUCUACCUUUAGCCGGCAAAAUAACUUGGCCUCAAGAUUCACCCAAACCUGUGCUUCAAUACACUCCAGGCGACGUCGUUUCGGUCUCCGUGGCCGAGUCCGAUGCUGAUUUUGACCUCGUCGCCUCAAACCGCGCUUUCCAUGCCUCCUUGGUUCGUCCUCUGGUUUCCCCUUUACAUAUUUCUGAAACAGGGGCUUCGGUAAUAGCUCUUCGAAUCACUCUAUUUCCCAAUCGAGGAUUUUCUAUUGGCAUCACAACCCAUCACUCUGUUCUAGAUGGGAAAUCCACAACCAUGUUUAUGAAGUCGUGGGCUUACUUAUCUAAAGAAAAUCCUCCGUUAUUGCCGGAGCUCACACCCUUUUAUGACCGGAAUGUUAUUAAAGACCCACCUGGGUUUGACAUGAUAAAAUUCUUGGGAUCAAGUCCUGGAUCGACGUUAUCUGAUUGUAGAAAUAAUCCAAAACUGUUUGAAUUCCUUCAAUUUUCAAUCUUGGAUGAACUCACCGACUUAUAUCGAGCCACUUUUGAACUAAGCCGCUCCGAUAUAGAUAAACUCCGGCAAAGGGUAUCGUCCAAUUGGGAUAGCAGCUCAAAACCAAAGCUCCAUUUAUCAACUUUUGUUGUUACGUUUGCUUACGUCUUCGAUUGCAUUCUAAAAGCUACAGAAGGAGAUGAAAGUAAAAAGAAAGUUAUGUUCGGAUUCUCUGCUGAUUAUAGGAACCGUUUAAUCCCUCCGGUGCCGGAAAAGUACUUUGGGAACUGCGUAGGAUUCAAGAUGAAUUACGAGGACAUGAGAGAGCAAUUGGUUGGUAGGGAUGGAGAUUCGUUUAGUGCUGUUGCUGAGAAGAUCAGUGGUUUGGUGAAGGAGUUGGGUAAUUAUGAGAAUGAUUUUUUGAAAGAAGCAGAACUAUUGAUUUCGAAGAUGGGUUUAAUAGCGUCUGAAAAAUACUCCGGAGUUGGAGUAGCUGGGUCGCCGAGGUUCGGCGUUUACAGCAUAGAUUUUGGAUGGGGCCAUCCCAAGAAGGUAUCUUUCGUAUCUAUAGAAAAUGGUUCAAUUUCAAUGGCGGACUCUGAAAAUGGAGACGGCGGUGUUGAGGUUGGUUUGUAUUUGAAGAAACAACAAAUGGAUGUUUUUACUUCUGUUUUCCUCACCGGUCUUAGUCUUUAG